Molecule: messenger RNA, 739 nt
Organism: Chara braunii
Lineage: Eukaryota; Viridiplantae; Streptophyta; Charophyceae; Charales; Characeae
Source: the annotation of a GenBank genome assembly
CGCUACCAGCAGGGAGGCUGUUUUGAAGAACACCCGAGAGACAGCUCAGGCGAUCAAAAUGAUGGAGUUGAACAAGGCGAAGAGAUACCUCGAGGAUGUCAUCGCCCACAAGCAAGCCGUUCCAUUCCGCCGGUUUUGCGGUGGUGUUGGCCGUACCGCUCAGGCGAAGAACAAGGGUCAGACCAACGGGCAGGCUAGAUGGCCCGCGAAGUCUGCCAAUUUCCUGCUGGGACUCCUGAAGAAUGCCGAGAGUAACGCUGAGGUGAAGGGUCUCGAUGUCGACACACUUUUCAUCUCCCACAUUCAGGUCAACAAGGCACAUAAGCAGAGGAGGAGGACGUAUCGUGCUCACGGCCGUAUCAAUCCCUACAUGUCAUCACUAUGCCACAUCGAGCUUAUUCUGUCUGAGAGGGAGGCACCUGUGAAGAAGAGGUUGAUCCCGAGCCUACCGCCACGAAGAAGCGAAAGGGACCUGCCCGCAUCCGCAGUGGAGCCACGGCGUAGUAGCCCUUCGCUGAUGGCUCUUGCGAGGAAGUACAAUCAGGAGAAGAUGAUUUGCCGCAAGUGCUAUGCAAGGCUGCAUCCGCGAGCGGUGAACUGUAGGAAGAAGAAGUGUAGCCACAGCAACCAGCUGCGGCCAAAGAAGAAGAUCAAGUGAGAGAUGCUGCUCCCUUUCGGUGUGAUAGUCUUUGUGUUCGUGCCAUUUCGAGUGUCUUUGGCUCUCGAGUGCCGAAGCAGC